AUGACAUUGACUGGGGCGAUCAUUCGCCCUUAUCAAAUUGGACCAUUAUUAGGAAAAGGUUCAUAUGGUGAUAUAUAUGCAGCCAGAAACACAGAAGAUGGAACAUUUGUCGCAAUUAAAAUUGAAUCUUUAACUUCAGAAAGAAAAGUCUUAGAGACAGAAGCAUACAUCAUGAGGAAAAUAAGCAAAUUUACAUUCUUUCCCAAGUAUAUAACAUUCGGAAAAACCCAAAAUAACACGUUUUUAGUGAUGGAAUUGUGCGGACCAUCCUUAUCAUAUGUUAUAAAGAAUCUUCCGGAACAUAAACUAUCUCUAUCGACUGGAAUACGCACUAUGUACAUUGUUAUGCAAGGACUAGAACAACUUCAUCACGCCGGAAUUAUUCAUCGCGAUGUCAAACCUUCUAAUGUACUUCUUAGAACAUCAAUAUCGAAUCCAAUUGCAAUUAUUGACUUUGGACUAUCCAGAGUUUUUAUUGACAAAUGGACGAAAAAACAGUUACCUCCAAGACAAAAUCCAGGCUUUCGAGGGACUACAAUAUUCGCUUCUCCACAUGCCCAUUUACACCAAGAACUUUCUCCGCGUGAUGACUUGAUUUCUUGGUAUUAUAUGUGUAUUGACUUAAUUGUUGAGCCACUUCCAUGGAGAAACAUAAAAAAUAGAGCAGAUAUACUAGAGAAAAAGCUUUCAACCAAUUUGAUGGAACUUGGAACUGAAAUUGCACCUCAAUUUCAACUAAUCUGGCGUCAUAUUACUACAUUGAACUACGAAGAUACUCCUGAUUAUAACUACAUAUACAAACUCCUUGAAGAAGUCAUGAGAGCCAAUAAUAUUAAUAUGAUGGAUCCAUUUGAUUGGAAUCAUAACAUAUUAAAGGUUGUUCCGACCGAGAAUGAGUCUCUUCCAAGGAGUUCAUUAUCUUCAGAAGCAUCAGUUCAUGAAGUUGAAAAAAUUGAUCCAGAACCUCAAACUCAGUACAAUCAAAUUGAUCCUACACCUUUAAUUGCUGUUAAAAGCAGCAAAGCAGAUGCUGUUUAUACAACAGCCUGUGAAGCUGAAGACAAAUGUUGUUGUUGUUUAUUAGUAUAA
Messenger RNA from Trichomonas vaginalis G3, 1089 nucleotides. RefSeq names its product protein kinase protein. The transcript has a single exon. Gene Ontology annotation, molecular function: ATP binding; protein serine/threonine kinase activity. Gene Ontology annotation, cellular component: nucleus; cytoplasm. The record is from RefSeq and is a predicted model, not a curated record. Gene Ontology annotation, biological process: peptidyl-serine phosphorylation; signal transduction; endocytosis. The coding region runs from base 1 to 1089 and encodes 362 amino acids. NCBI's taxonomy places the organism in Eukaryota, Parabasalia, Trichomonadida, Trichomonadidae.